Moesziomyces antarcticus is the source of this 1854-nucleotide messenger RNA. RefSeq names its product phosphate transporter. Gene Ontology annotation, cellular component: membrane. The transcript has a single exon. Gene Ontology annotation, biological process: phosphate ion transmembrane transport. Bases 1 to 1854 code for a protein of 617 amino acids. Lineage: Eukaryota; Fungi; Basidiomycota; Ustilaginomycetes; Ustilaginales; Ustilaginaceae. The record is from RefSeq and is a predicted model, not a curated record.
AUGCCCAAGUACCACGACUACGACUACCUCUUUGCCUUCUCGAUGAUCGGCGCCUUCGUCAACGCGUACGGUAUCGGCGCCAACGAUGUGGCCAACUCGUUCGCCACUUCGGUUUCGUCCAAGUCGCUUACCUUCCGACAGGCCAUGUUUGCCGCUGCCAUCUGCGAGUUCCUCGGUGCCGUGCUCGUGGGUGCGCGCGUGGCAUCCACCAUCAAGAACGGCAUCAUCGACCUCGGCGUCUUCAACGGCAACGCCUCGGUCCUCCUCCUUGCCUUUACGUGCUCCAUCAUCGGUUCGGCCACCUGGCUCACCUUUGCCACGCGCAACGCCAUGCCGGUCUCCACCACCCACACCACCGUCGGCUCGGUUAUCGGCGUCGGUAUUGCUGUCAACGGCGCACGCGGUGUCAAGUGGGGCUGGAACGGUGUUUCGCAGAUCUUUGCCUCGUGGGGUAUUGCUCCCGCUGUCGCCGGUGGUUUCGCUGCCAUCGUGUACCUCAUCACCAAGUACGUCGUGCUCAAGGCCAAGGACCCCGUCAUGAUGGGUCUCUUCACCGCACCCGUGUACUUUUUCAUCGUCUCGGGUGUGCUCACCGUCUCGAUCAUCGUCAAGGGCUCGCCCUCGCUCAACCUCGACGAGCUGCCACCUUCGACUACCGUGGCUGCUGUGCUCGGUACCGCAUCCGUGGUGGCUUUGCUCUCGAUCCUCUUCUGGCUUCCCUACGUGUACGGCAAGGUGGUGCGCGGCGAUUACACGCUCAAGUGGUACCACUUCUUCAUGGGUCCCCUGCUCUGGUGGCGACCUGCUCCUGCGGACGCCGUUACUGCCGACUCGGCUGUUCCGGACUACCGCAUUCAUGACUUUGCCGACCCUGCCGUGGCCGAGCAGCACCGUGCGGCUGCUGCACCUGCCUCUGCUCCGGUUGCACGCACUGGCGACGAGAUCGACACUGCUUCCAACAGCGCAAACAGCAACAGCGACGAGAAGGAUGCCAAGCUCAACCAGCCCGCAUCGGAGCAGGUGCACCCUUCGCGCCUCGCACACCUCGAGACCGAGCUUGAGGAUGGCCGUCCGGUCAAGAUCGACGAGAACCACAUCCCGGGCCGUCCUACCCCUCCCAAUUACCGCAAGUAUGAGGGUAGCUGGCUCGAGCCUUGGAACCUGUACACGAUCGUGCGCUACAACUCGCUUCCAUGGAUCUGGUACAGUCUGUCCGCCGGUCUGCGCACCGAUAUCCACGCCAUGCAGGCCCACGGUUCCGAGAAGGAGAAGGCCAAGCUGCGUCAGAUGCACGCGGUGGCCGAGCAGUACGACAACCGCGUCGAGCACCUCUACUCGUUCAUGCAGGUCAUGACUGCGUGCACUGCCUCCUUUGCCCACGGCGCCAACGACGUUUCCAACGCCAUCGGACCCCUUGCCGUCGUAUGGUCCGUUUGGUCCACCUCCGAAUUCCCCGGCUCCAAGGAGCCUGUCCCUAUCUGGAUUCUGGCAUUUGGUGGUAUUGCGAUCGUCAUCGGUCUCGGCACGUAUGGCUGGAAGCUGAUGAGCGUGCUCGGCAACAGGCUCACCAUGCACUCGCCCAGCCGUGGAUUCUCCAUGGAGCUCGGCGCAUCCAUCACCGUCGUCGUCGCAUCGUACCUCGGUCUGCCCGUCUCGUCGACCCAGUCGAUCACUGGUGCAACGCUCGCAGUUGGGCUGUGCAACGGCGACUACAAGGCCAUGAACUGGAGAAUGCUCGGCUGGAUCUUCUUCUCUUGGGUCCUCACCCUCCCCAUCGCAGGUCUCAUCUCCGGUUGCCUCCUCGCCAUCAUCCUCAAUGCCCCUGGCUGGAACACUCCCCCUCCCGUCCUCUAA